UGAGAUGGGGGUAGGGAGGCAGAGAGGCUUGUGAGAUGGGGUCCUCGGGACCUGGACGGCUCUCAGUCCUGGAUCAGAAAACCUGGGUCCCAGGAUGGGGCCUGGGCCUCCGCCGGCCUCCCGCACUCCCCGAAUGCGCAGAACUGAGGGCGCAGGCCCGCCUCCCUGCCCAGCGCUGCGCCUGGGGAAAGAGGACGCCCGAACCCCCAGAGGAACGGCCUCGGACGUGGGGCCCAGGCCGCUAGAGCCACAGGGGUUGCCGCGUAGGGCCAGCAGGGAUGAACCACCGGGGUUUAGGGACGCGCGCGGCGGGGAGAAGCCACUUCCGUUCCAUUUCCUUCCGGACGGCGGCAGGAAUGAGGUCUUGGGUCUCAGGUGGGGCUGCAGCGCCCCCUGGAGGCCCCGCGGCCGGUUCCCGGUCCCCCGGGCGUGCAUUGGUGUGUGCGUGCCACAGAGGGCUCGGACUCUUCGCGGGGGCUGGGGGGGAAGCCAUCCCUCAACCACACCCUAACUCUGUCUCCUCCGAUCUCCCCAGGCUCCAAGCUCGUGGUCCGGGAGCAGUGGCGCCCUCGGGGCGGCUGGACGGGCCCUGCAGCGCCAUGCCUGCGGGCUGAGCCCCCCAGCUGCCGGGCCUCGUCCCACCUCGCGUGGGGGCCGCGCGCGCCCAGGCCGGGGCCCCAGCGGCCCACCAUGGUGCUGCCGCCCCCGGACCGGCGCCACGUGUGCCUGACCACGCUGGUGAUCAUGGGCAGCAUGGCGGUCAUGGACGCGUACCUGGUGGAGCAGAACCAGGGCCCGCGCAAGAUCGGCGUGUGCAUCAUCGUGCUGGUGGGCGACGUGUGCUUCCUGCUGGUGCUGCGCUAUGUGGCCGUGUGGGUGGGCGCCGAGGUGCGCACGGCCAAGCGCGGCUACGCCAUGAUCCUCUGGUUCCUCUACAUCUUCGUGCUGGAGAUCAAGCUCUACUUCAUCUUCCAGAACUACAAGGCGGCGCGGCGCGGCGCGGCUGACCCGGUGGCGCGCAAGGCGCUGACGCUGCUGCUGUCCGUGUGCGUGCCCGGACUCUUCUUGCUGCUGGUGGCGCUCGACCGCAUGGAGUACGUGCGCACCUUCCGCAAGCGCGAGGACCUGCGCGGACGCCUCUUCUGGGUGGCGCUGGACCUGCUGGACCUGCUGGACAUGCAGGCCAGCCUGUGGGAGCCGCCGCGUACCGGGCUGCCGCUGUGGGCCGAGGGCCUCACUUUCUUCUACUGCUACAUGCUGCUGCUGGUGCUGCCGUGCGUGGCGCUCAGCGAGGUCAGCAUGCAGGGUGAGCACAUCGCGCCGCAGAGGAUGAUGCUCUACCCAGUGCUCAGCCUCGCUACCGUCAACGUGGUGGCCGUGCUGGCACGUGCCGCCAACAUGGCGCUCUUCCGCGACAGCCGCGUCUCAGCCAUCUUCGUCGGCAAGAACGUGGUGGCUCUCGCCACCAAGGCCUGUACCUUUCUCGAGUACCGCCGCCAGGUGCGCGACUUCCCGCCGCCAGCGCUUGCGCUAGAGCUCCAGCCGCCGCCUCCGCAGCAGCGCAACUCUGUGCCGCCAGCCCAGCCGCUGCAUGGCCCGCCCGGACGCCCCCGCGGGCCCUCGCCCACGCGUGAGGCCCUGGACACGUGACAGGGCCCGUGCGGCCCCAGGGACGCCCCCCGGGGCGCAAAGACAUUGUCCCGUGGGGUGCGCAGUUUGCAUGGGAUGGGGUGGGGGCGGGCUCCCCACGGGGCCAGGUGCAGCGCUUCUUCGUCUCAGGGACCCCCUCGGAUCGCAGACCUCAGCCCUCCUCAGCCAGGCUGUCCCCCGCCCGUGGGCUCAUGUGUGCGACCUGGCCUGGAGUGGAAGGGCCCUCCCCAGCCUGCUGGGGCCUGGGUGGGAAGGGAGGACAGGGGCGGAGGUCUGGUCCCUGGGUGGGGGUCCCUCGGUGGUGGCCUCUGGCUCAGAGUUUGGGGCCAAGAAGGCCUCUGUCAUUUUAAAGACUUGUGUUUACAGUUUUGUAUCCAAGG
This is a messenger RNA of Hipposideros armiger (great roundleaf bat), 2030 nucleotides long. RefSeq names its product transmembrane protein 121 (gene TMEM121). The transcript has a single exon. NCBI's taxonomy places the organism in Eukaryota, Metazoa, Chordata, Mammalia, Chiroptera, Hipposideridae. The coding region runs from base 691 to 1650 and encodes 319 amino acids. The record is from RefSeq and is a predicted model, not a curated record.